CCUUUUUCUCACUCACCGUCUGUUGUGUGUCUUCCGUACUCUUCGUCUGAGUGUUGUCCCAGCCCUUCAAACCUUCAUUAUUUUCUCACACUUUACCCAUCGAUCUACCUGCAACCUGCGACUACCUGACCGAGCUGCAGCGCAUUCUCCUUGUGCGCUUCUGACAACCCAGUGUCAAAACUACACCCACGAUGAAGACAUCCAACACUAUGGUACCGCGCGACAUGGUUACAUUCGACGACGACCUGAUGGAAUUUCGGGAUCUGAACGGACAGAUCGUCAACGACGGGCACGACCACCAACUGGCACUGUCGCCACCAGCUGAAUGUGCACAGACAAGUGGCAGUGCAGCAAAUCACAGGUAAUUUUUUUUUUCUAAUGAAGUAGUUAUGCCUUUUCCCAGCAUACUGUCGGUAUCCGCACGGACUAUGCAUACCCGCAGGAUCUUGGCAACCCUAUCAUCGAUGAGGCUACCGCAGGCAUGCAGGGGUACUUCCUUGCUGCACCCGCUGAAGGACCCCGCGGCCUUUCCGGUCUAUAUGACUCUGUCACCGACGGUACUCCUACCCAGGGUCGUCUUCUUGGAGAAGCCAGCACGUUCGGAGACUGGCAUGUGUUCGAAGAUCCUGUCAUCGACCCUCCGUUUGGUGAUGGCUUCUUUCCGCAGAUGCUUCCGCAGCUCGACCCCUUCGAAUUCCUGACCCAACCCUCCUACCCUACGGCAGGACUUGGUCAGGCCUUCCAGCCCAUCGCUCCCGCACUCGCUCCAGAUGUUGUCCAGCCAAACAUUAUCGCCCCACCGUUUCGUGCGCCUACCGUUGCUCGUCGCCGCACGGUCGAACCGCGCUUCCAAUGCAACAUUGAUGGUUGCACCAAGGCAUACCGUCGUGUUGGCGAUUGCCGCCGCCACAUGCGGAAGCACCAAGAUCCCACUCUCAGAUGCGUUGUCGAAGGUUGCAACAAGAAGUUUGACCGCAUGGACAAACUUCGCGAUCACGUCCGCCAAGGCCACAAGAUGAACUUGUAAGGGUUGAGCUUUUGGCGUUGCCCCGAUGCGGCAUGCAUGUGCGAUGGAAUAUGGUAUUGGGAAGUCUGUUGAAAUUUGGCGUGCUGGGUGAAGUGUUGGAUCUCUUUGUGCCUCACCAAAUUGUAACCUUUCCUUCAGCCACUCAUUACGCAGGGACCAAUAUGAUUGGAGUUAGUUUUAUCGAUCAAAAUACAACAGUCGUUACCGAAAAGCUUGAUCACCAAGAUGCUGUUACUGUUGCUAUGUUCGUGGGAAAACUGAUGGCAAGGACACGUGCCAGGAUCGGG
Molecule: messenger RNA, 1314 nt
Organism: Alternaria rosae
Lineage: Eukaryota; Fungi; Ascomycota; Dothideomycetes; Pleosporales; Pleosporaceae
Exons: 1
Coding region: 482-1027 (181 amino acids)
Biological process (GO): regulation of transcription by RNA polymerase II
Cellular component (GO): nucleus
Source: RefSeq, a predicted model, not a curated record